Molecule: messenger RNA, 1045 nt
Organism: Spirodela intermedia
Lineage: Eukaryota; Viridiplantae; Streptophyta; Magnoliopsida; Alismatales; Araceae
Source: the annotation of a GenBank genome assembly
AUGGGAAUCAACGAUGAAAUGGAGGAAAUCGGGGGAGUAGAGGAGGGGAUGAUGCCCGUCUUCACCGUCUUGAAGGACGGAAGGGUCCUGAAGAACAUCUUCCUGAACGAGCCCCCGCCGGAGCAGGAGCAAGGGUCGCCGAUGAGGCCCCGAGGAGAGGAGAAGAUCCUCGUCGGGAGGCACCCGGAGUGCCACAUCGUCGUCGAUCACCCGAGCAUCAGCCGUUUCCACCUCGAGAUCCGCGUGCAGGCGUCUUCCCGGAGGAUCUCCGUGGUUGAUCUCUCUUCCGGUAGGGAAUCCCCGAUCGUUCGAAUUCGUUUCCCUUUCUGCUGCUGCUGCUCUUGACCUAAAAUCUGAUCUCGUUAUGUUCUUCCCGAUCUAUUCGUCCAAUGUUUCCUCAUCCUAUUCGAUUCCUUCCUUUGACCUUCUUCUCCAUUAUGUUCUUCCGGUAGGGAAGCCUCGGUCCUUCGAAUUCGUUUCCCUUUCUGCUGCUGCUGCUCUUCGCUGACCUAAAAUCUGAUUUCGUUAUGUUCUUCCCGAUCUAUUCGUCCGAUGUUUCCUCAUCCGAUUCGAUUCCUUCCUUGCUGACCAUCUUCUCCAUUAUAUUCUUCCGGUAGGGAAAACCUGAUCCUUCAAAUCAGUUUCCCUUUCUGCUGCUCCUCUUCGUUGACCUAAAAUCUGAACUCGUUAUGUUCUCCCCGAUAUAUUUGUGAUCUCCAAUCCUUUCCUCGUCCGAUGCUUCCUCAACCGAUUCGAUUCCCUUUUUUUUUGGCUGACCUUCUUCUCUAUUCGUCUCCCGGCAGUUCAUGGGACUUGGAUCUCAGGGAACAGGCUCCAACCACAGGUCGCCAUGGACCUCGCCGAAGGUGACACGAUGAGGAUCGGCGCGUCCUCGAGGAUCUACGAACUCCACUGGAUUCCUCAGAGGACCGCUUUCGAGCUGGAUAAUCACCUGGUGGCCCUGCCGGAGGCGCGCUCACUGAAUCACCAGGCAAGAUAUUCUGUAGUGAACGAGCUUUCUUGUGUUCUUCUAUAUGCCUUUUGA